UUUUGAAAAAAACCUUCCCUUCAAAGGAAAUGCAAAGAAAGCCAGUCAACUUUUGGAAGCAACCAACUUUCUCUCGUAGACUCGUCUCCGCUCUCCAAUUCAUUAAUCAACUCAAAAGUUUAAUUCUAAAUUGAGCUUUUAAUUGGGGAAAAUAUGGCGAAGGCUGGGGGAAUCACAAACGCAGUGAAUGUAGGAAUUGCAGUGCAAGCUGAUUGGGAAAAUCGAGAAUUCAUUUCUCAUAUUUCCCUCAACAUUCGUCGUCUUUUCGAUUUUCUUGUCCAAUUUGAGGCUACAACAAAGGGUAAACUAUCAGCACUGAAUGAGAAGCUUGACACACUAGAGCGACGUCUUGAACUGCUUGAAGUCCAAGUGAGUACUGCAUCAGCCAACCCUUCUGUUUUCAAGUGAUUAAUCUAGGAGAGAGUUCAUCUUAAAAUGCCUGCUUAGCUGCUAUGAUUGCUAUAUAGAUGGAAAACUAUAUAUCCUUGUAUCUUCCCUGCCAUAAAUUCUCAUUAGGUGUGUGGUUACCGUGAUAAAUUACAUAAUGCUCAAUUUCUUCUGUGAAUCAUUUAUUCUCUCAUCAGUAAUCAUUGACUACAUUCAGCAUAAACGAUCAUUGAAAGUGGAAAAAUGCCGCAUGCUUACUACACUUUCAUCU
Chenopodium quinoa (quinoa) is the source of this 658-nucleotide messenger RNA. Its product is annotated as protein BRICK 1. Gene Ontology annotation, biological process: actin filament organization; regulation of actin polymerization or depolymerization; cell motility. NCBI's taxonomy places the organism in Eukaryota, Viridiplantae, Streptophyta, Magnoliopsida, Caryophyllales, Amaranthaceae. Gene Ontology annotation, cellular component: SCAR complex. The record is from RefSeq and is a predicted model, not a curated record. The transcript has 3 exons. The coding region runs from base 154 to 408 and encodes 84 amino acids. Gene Ontology annotation, molecular function: protein-containing complex binding.